CGGAGCUGGCGCAGUUGUCAUGGCUCCCGAAAUGCGAAAGAAGAUUAGUCUGGAUACCAGCCUUGUGCUAAUCUGGAAACAUGGAAAAAACAGUGAAAUGCUGCUAACCAGCUAAUCUAUAGAAAAUGCUUUAUUAGCUUGUGGUACAUGGCCUCAUGAUCGUACGAAAAUUAGAAGAGGCUGGAAUUCGAUUUGUAUUCUCUGCCACGAAAGCUUGUGGGGAGCGUUGCUAAUUUUGCUAUCUACUUAGCAUAGCUAGCUUUCAACUGCAAGAGUGUGAGGAGGAAGAAAACAUGUAUCACAAGGAGAAAAGCAUCCAGAUCAAGAGCAGUGCCUCUGCUCUGUACAACAAUCUGAGUGUGCUCCGCAUUGCCCCCCGCUGCCUCACCUACUUCACCGUGGUACAUGCCAAUGUGGUGAACAUGGUCAGCGCUUCCUGGGAUGGCCUCAACUUCUCACAUCGCCAGCUGCAGUCUAAGGAGGGCAGCAUUGCUGCUAGUUCUUCACUCAUCAUGCAGGCAUCGUGGUGCGUUCUUCCUUCCCGUGAGCUGCUAGUUCUCACUUCUCAAAAGGGAAUCCAGAUGUAUGAGUCAGAUGGAUCCAUCAUGGUGUACUGGCAUGCCCUAGAUACACCUGAGACACCAACAGUUGUAGGUGUUAAUAUUAGUUCUGCACAUCCAGCUCAGGCUGUGUUUGCUCGGGGAAUCGCUGCUGUACAGGAAAACUUUAUCUGUGUCGGAGUAUCAACCGGCUUCAUACUGGUGUUUGACAUUCCCAGCAAAGGGAGCAACAUUAUGCUGUCAGAAGUGUUGGAGGAGCAUAGGGAGUCCAUUACAGAUAUGGCGUCGGAAUGUUCCGGAAGUCUGGAAAGUGUUGCUGACCUGGUCACGGCAGACGACUCAGGCGCGCUCUGUGUGUGGAAGUCUGGAGAAGACUUCCAGUUGCUCAACAAGAUCCCCGGUUUUGAGGUCUGCUGUUCUUCGGUGAAGCUGUGGAAAGGCACCGUGGCGGCUGGGUACGGCUCAGGCCAGAUCCGCAUCUACGAGGCUGUCACUGGGAUAGUGCGUGCUGAGGUCAAUGCACAUGCCCGCUGGAUCUACUCCCUCGAUAUUGCGCCCUUCUCUGGCCUACUGCUCUCUGCUGCUGAGGAUUCCCUGGUGCAAGUCUGGCACCUGACCGUCAUCCCAGAGGCCAACAGUGUGGAGAUCCAGCACCUCUACAGCGAGUGUGUCACUGACACCCAGAUCUGUGGAGCCAAAUUCUGCGACGGGGAAGGACACGCCUUCGCUGUGACUGGCUAUGACCUAAGUGAGAUCAUCCGCUACACGCAAGAAUAGGCGUUACACCACUGAGGUCAUCUGCAAGAAACAGACACAUCCGGCAAGACUGUGCAGUUAUUUCCCUAUACAAUGUCUGGCCAGAGAAAAGGAGUAUAAACACCCAGUCUGUCAUAUGUGUUGGUGUUCCAACUGACAGCUAUACACAGGGCAAUCAGAGAUGGGCUGUUGUAGCCAAAUUACCUUGACAUUACAUGAGAAAAUAUAUUAAAAGAAUAUAAAAAAUAUAGAUCACAAGUCAUGGUGGUUUGAUGCUUGAUUUUAAAACAGGAAAUCUGCCGUCCUGUUUAUGUGAUAAGCUGCAGGGUGCUCACAUGCGCAUAAAGCCUCAUGUACUGGCUGUAAUUUCACAGAGAUCCACCAUCAGCAUUAAAGCAUUCUGCAGCGUCCCUGUGGCUAAAAGAAACUUAUUUAUUACACAGGUGUUUAGAGGAUUGUGUAGCUAUGUAUGCUUGUUUGAAUAGGAAAUAAUUUUUUUAUAUAUAUA
This is a messenger RNA of Paramormyrops kingsleyae, 1824 nucleotides long. It is a transcript of the gene wdr54, whose product is annotated as WD repeat domain 54. Gene Ontology annotation, molecular function: protein binding. Lineage: Eukaryota; Metazoa; Chordata; Actinopteri; Osteoglossiformes; Mormyridae. The record is from RefSeq and is a predicted model, not a curated record.